Molecule: messenger RNA, 2090 nt
Organism: Panthera uncia (snow leopard)
Lineage: Eukaryota; Metazoa; Chordata; Mammalia; Carnivora; Felidae
Gene: CDK10
Product: cyclin dependent kinase 10
Exons: 13
Coding region: 634-1503 (289 amino acids)
Biological process (GO): protein phosphorylation; regulation of mitotic cell cycle
Cellular component (GO): nucleus
Molecular function (GO): ATP binding; cyclin-dependent protein serine/threonine kinase activity
Source: RefSeq, a predicted model, not a curated record
GGGCCGCUCGCCGUAGCUCCGCCGGGGGCAGGGCGGGACCGAAACGCCCUGGAGCCCCUUAGUGUCGCGCUGAAGCGUUGAGGUUGCCGCCGCCGCCGCGGGCGGGAACGACAGUCCCAGAGUUCCUCGCGGCCGGCGCGGGAACCGGCGGCGAUGCUCCGGGGCCGAGGGCCUGGGCUGGUGGCGGACCGCGGGGCCAGUCGCGCUCCGCCGAGGGACGGGCGGGCUGUCAAGCAGCCGGCCUCCUCUGGAAGAACAGGCUCUGGGCUCUACCGCGGGCGUCCCUUCGUUUUGCGCCGGGGCCGGGCUUUGCAGGCUGACCCGGGAGCCCCUUGUGUCAGGGGGGAGUUGGCCUGCGGAAAGAGUUGGAGGCGUGGUCUCCCUCGGCUUUAAAUGGAUGUGGCCGGGCCCCGCCUGACACCCGGUAGCUUCCAUUUGUGUCUUGCUCUGUGCGAGGCUUCUGCGUGUGUUACUGUCAUUUAGUCCUCUCGGCGAGCCUUUAUAAAGUUGGGACGGUGCCGGAGUGUGAAGGAGUUUGAGAAGCUGAACCGCAUCGGGGAAGGCACCUAUGGCAUUGUCUAUAGGGCCCGGGACACCCAGACGGAUGAGAUUGUUGCCCUGAAGAAAGUGCGGAUGGACAAAGAGAAGGACGGGGUCCCCAUCAGCAGCCUUCGGGAGAUCACGCUGCUUCUUCGCCUUCGCCAUCCGAAUAUCGUGGAGCUGAAGGAGGUGGUUGUUGGGAACCACCUGGAGAGCAUCUUUCUGGUGAUGGGUUAUUGUGAGCAAGACCUGGCCAGCCUUCUGGAGAACAUGCCGACACCGUUCUCGGAGGCCCAGGUCAAGUGCAUUGUCCUUCAAGUGCUCCGAGGACUUCAGUACCUGCACCAGAACUUCAUCAUCCACAGGGACCUGAAGGUUUCCAACCUGCUCAUGACUGACAAAGGCUGUGUGAAGACAGCGGAUUUUGGCCUGGCACGGGCCUAUGGCAUCCCAGUGAAGCCGAUGACCCCCAAGGUGGUGACGCUCUGGUACCGGGCCCCCGAACUGCUGUUGGGAACUACCACACAGACCACCAGCAUUGACAUGUGGGCCGUGGGGUGCAUCCUGGCCGAGCUGCUGGCUCACAAGCCCCUGCUCCCCGGCACUUCUGAGAUCCACCAGGUGGACCUGAUUGUACAGCUGCUGGGGACACCCAGUGAGAACAUCUGGCCGGGUUUCUCCAGGCUGCCGCUGGUGGGCCAGUACAGCCUGCGCAAGCAGCCAUACAACAACCUGAAGCACAAGUUCCCGUGGCUGUCGGAGGCCGGCCUGCGCCUGCUGAACUUCCUCUUCAUGUACGACCCCAAGAAAAGGGCAACGGCCAGAGACGGCUUGGAAAGCUCCUACUUCAAGGAGAAGCCCCUGCCCUGCGAGCCGGAGCUCAUGCCCACCUUCCCCCACCACCGCAACAAGCGGGCUGUUCCGGCCACGUGUGAGGCCCAGAGCAAGCGCUGCAAGCCGUGACCGUGACUGGCGGGAGGUCUCUGCGGUCCGGGCUGACGACGCUGCUAGGAUCCGGCUCACCCUUUGACUGACACUGACCAGCUGCUCCAGCUGACUGCACCCCCUUCUCCAGAAGAGCAGGGUGGGUGCACCCGAGAAGGGCCUGACACUCAGUCUGGGGACCCAUGGCCACGCCCACAGUCGGCCCUCUACAGCCGUGCAGAAGCUCAGGCCCUCACUUCCCAGGAACAAAGGGCCGCUGGGCCCAUCUCAGUGGGUGUUGCUAGCGUGGGAUGGGCAGACCCCCCACAUGGUUGCCUGCAUCCCGUCCUGGGCCCCAGGGUCUGUCUGAGGCUCUGGUAAGCCCCCCCCCCCCCGCCCCCGCCCCCGCCCCAGCAGCAGGGCUGGUGACACUCAGAUGGGAAGGAGGGGUCGGGUGUGGGUCACAUCCUGCCUGAUGGACUGGGGUCUGGGCCCUGUCCCUGCCCCCACACUGAGGCCCAGACGGGAAGGGGCAUGAGUGGGUGCUAACAGAAGCUCAGAGAGAUGAAAGUUUUUCUAACAGACGUGAACAGGUUCAAUGUCCUUUAAUGAACUUUGGGUUCUGA